Carassius auratus (goldfish) is the source of this 994-nucleotide messenger RNA. Its product is annotated as proline-rich protein 15-like. The transcript is spliced from 2 exons. The coding region runs from base 308 to 694 and encodes 128 amino acids. Lineage: Eukaryota; Metazoa; Chordata; Actinopteri; Cypriniformes; Cyprinidae. The record is from RefSeq and is a predicted model, not a curated record.
CACUAUGAAGUCUUUCACGUAAGCUACAAUUUUGCGUGGCAUAUUCAGCACCUCCUCCAGAUGAUGCUGGCCAAAGAAUGAUGUUAGGUUUCUCACAGACAAAGAUAGAUUAUCUAUUUAGUCGAGUUAUGCUUAAAGCUGCGUCUCACUGAUUGAAGUCUUCGGGUACGCGCGAGUGAAAGAUGAUUUUCACGCACCGUGAUUUCUUCUGAGGAUUCAGCGUCUCUGUUGUUUCAACACACCUAAUAUUUAGAGGAACCUCGGGCUGCGUUUAUCUUUUUCUGAUCAUUUUUGUGCAGUUUUAACAAUGACUGAGAAAAUAGCUCCCUGGUGGAGGUCUUUCGUGGGCAAGAGGAGAAAGGCAGCUAGAGAAUCUGCGGCGACCCUGGAGCAGGACCUCCGUCAUCAGUCUUCAGGAGGGACCACGCAGCAUCCCUCCGCUGAACCGGACCAGCAGCUCACCUCACCGACACGUCCAACCAAAGAAACGAGCAGCUUACCGAGUGACGAAACCUAUGACGACUCAGCUGUUCAGCCAACUUUCAACGAGAGCUCCAAUCGCCGCAAUCUCACCGUGUCCCGCUCCGGACGCUUCAAAGAGAAACGGAAGACCCGCGUGAGUCUUCCACAGGACCACGGAGAUGAUGAGAAACCCGCUGUAGCCAAAUCAACCGACGUCCUGUCAACGCGCUGACUGCAACCGCGUUUAUCCGAUGGGAGAGCAUUACCUCCAGUCUGACACUGUUGAGCUCCGUUUGACUCAUGAAUGCAAUGCACUUAUUGAAAGUUAUGAGGAUAGACUUUUGGAGUAGCCUAGGUUAUUCAUAUCACAGAGGCUUUAUUUUCCAAAUGUGGGAAAUAAGCUAACGACAUUUCCCUGCUGAAAAAAUCUUAGCCUAGUGAGGCUAGUCUUUUGUAGGUUUUGAAGUGGGUUUUGACACUUUACAACCAGCCUUAAGAUCAGCAACCAUAAGUUGUUUUUUUCCCUGCAGGG